Molecule: messenger RNA, 1418 nt
Organism: Colletotrichum destructivum
Lineage: Eukaryota; Fungi; Ascomycota; Sordariomycetes; Glomerellales; Glomerellaceae
Product: Putative F-box domain, ankyrin repeat-containing domain superfamily
Exons: 2
Coding region: 84-1121 (345 amino acids)
Cellular component (GO): nucleus
Molecular function (GO): protein binding
Source: RefSeq, a predicted model, not a curated record
CCUAAGUCUAGAUGAUGUGUACCCGCCUCAAGGUUCAAACAAUGGUACCGCUCUUAGCGUGACCUUGGACAAUACUGAGCACGAUGUUGCUCCACGACAUGCCAGUUGAAAUUUUGAACUCCAUAGUAGAGAAGUUCGACUCGGCAUACACACUCAAUGCGCUCACACGAACGAGUCGCCAGUUCCACGCCCUUUUCAAUCCCGAACUUUACCGGCAUAACACAAAAUUUCAGCGCAGCUCGGCAUUGCUGUGGGCUGCAGAGCGAGGUUCAGAAGCUACUUAUAAAAAUUCAUUGAAGGCUGAAGCCGCUUUAGGAGUGGCGGUUGAUGGCGGACAAACACCUCUGCACCUUGCGGCAAAAAACGGGCACAGCCUCAUUGUAGAGCUGAUAUUACAAGAGCAUGGAGUCGACCCGAACGCGAACGACAUUUGUGGGUGGACGUCGCUAUCAUGGGCAGCCGAGAAUGGACAUACCAAGGUUGUUCAGCUUUUACUUGUAAAGGACGGUGUCAUUCCUGAUGCUAAGGACGACGACGGACGAACGCCACUAUCACGGGCAGCGGAGAACGGACACAGCACGAUCGUUGACCUGUUACUCACAGAAGAAGAGGUCGAUCCUGAUUCCAAGGAUAAAGAAGGGCGAACGCCGCUGUCUUGGGCAGCAGAGCAUGGCCACGCCCCUGUCCUGGAGUUACUUCUCUCAAGGGACAGAGUCAAACCCGAUGCCGAAGAUAUCCGCGGUUGUACACCGCUAUCUUGGGCAGCAAAAUACGGCCAGACUCUGGUCAUGGAGAUGCUGCUUGCUGAUGAGAAGGUUAAUCCGAACUCAUCUGAUAAUGCGGGGCGAACUGCUCUGUCGUGGGCAGCAGGCAGUGGGAAUCUUGAGGCAGUGAAGCUGCUACUCGCAGACAACCGAACUAAUCCUAACUCUGGCGAUAAUCGCGGACGGUCGCCCUUGUCUUGGGCCGCAGCUAACGGGUUUGUUCUCAUCGUCGGCUCAUUCCUCAGGGAUGAUAGGGUCGUUGUAGAUUCGAAAGAUGAUCGUCAGCGGACGCCACUGAAUUGGGCAGAGAGGAGGAGGCAUCCGGCAGUUGUUGACCUUCUUGGGAAGAGUGAUUAGGCAUUGUAUGUGUAUUCGGGAUAUAUGAUGCCGGUGACCAGGAUCGAUUUGGGUUUUCUGCACGAAGCAAUUGUUUGGGAAGGAAAGCUCAAGCUGCCUCCCACAACAUGUCAAGGCGUGGAAGAUGCAGUGAGGGUGGAACUGAUGCCUAAUGAGCAUAGUUAGUUAUUUAUCGGCGCCCCGCAGCCGGAUAGCCGCUUUUGAGAGUAAAGAUAGGAGAUUGAUCAUCGAAAGCGGCGUCAAAUCCUGGCAUCACACGCAUCAGGGGGGAACCCCACCAACCGUAGUCAGCUAUCA